AUCAUGCAAAGCCUUCCAAACCACCCUAAGUGAAACAAAUGACUACGCUGGGCAGCAUGAGGUCAUUUCCGAGAACAUGACAUCACAGAUAACGGCAGAGUUAACGCGCUUCGUGCAGGAGCUUAAACAGGAGAGAAAAUCGAACUUCCAUGAAGGGUCGCAAGGCGCAGCAGCACAUGGAGACAUGCUGGAAGCAGCUGGAAGCGAGCAAAAGAAGGUUUGAGAGGGAUUGCAAGGAGGCAGACCGGGCGCAGCAGUACUUCGAGAAAAUGGACGCGGAUAUUAACGUGACAAAAGCAGAUGUCGAAAAAAAUCGUCUGGCAGUUGUGAGGUGCAUGGCUGCAGCCGGCGGGGCCAUAAUGCCCAAGCACGAACAGAUCCUCAUCCUUGACCCGCCCAACGAGCUCAAAUUCAGAGGUCCGUUUACGGAUGUUGUCACCACAAAUCUCAAGCUUCGAAAUCCAUCAGAAAGAAAAGUGUGUUUCAAGGUGAAAACUACAGCCCCCCGACGUUACUGUGUGCGACCAAAUGCGGUACAAUAGACCCUGGGGCUACAGUAACGGUCUCUGUAAUGCUACAGCCCUUCGACUAUGACCCAAAUGAAAAGAGUAAACAUAAGUUAAUGGUACAGACAAUAUUUGCACCGUCAAAUACAUCAGAUAUGGAAGCCGUGUGGAAAGACGCAAAGCC
This is a messenger RNA of Spea bombifrons (plains spadefoot toad), 690 nucleotides long. RefSeq names its product vesicle-associated membrane protein-associated protein A-like. Lineage: Eukaryota; Metazoa; Chordata; Amphibia; Anura; Pelobatidae. Bases 150 to 542 code for a protein of 130 amino acids. Gene Ontology annotation, biological process: neuron projection development. Gene Ontology annotation, cellular component: endoplasmic reticulum membrane; plasma membrane. The transcript has 4 exons. The record is from RefSeq and is a predicted model, not a curated record. Gene Ontology annotation, molecular function: FFAT motif binding.